CGCACGAAGAGAAAAAAAAAGGCGUCGAUUGAGUGGGGAAAAUCUGGACCAUACAGCAACUCCCCUGAUCCGCUUGUAACAAAUCGGAAGGAGUGAAAUUAGUCAUCUUGUCGAACAUAUCGAUAGUCCACUGCAAUAUUUCAAAACAAUCUGAUAAUGACGACGGCCGCAGCGGCUGAGAGCAGUUCAGAAACUAGAAACUCCAGAUGGUCUCUCGCCGGAAUGACGGCUCUCGUUACCGGUGGUACACAUGGGAUCGGCUACGCUGUGGUGGAGGAACUGUCGGAGUUAGGGGCGGCGGUUCACACCUGCUCUCGCAACGAGGCUGAGCUCAACCAACGCUUACAGGAAUGGUCUUCCAAGGGCUUCACAGUCACCGGAUCCAUCUGCGAUGCAGCUUCUCGUCCUCAACGCGAACAGCUUCUAGAAAAAGUCUCCUCUGUCUUCAAUGGAAAGCUCAACAUCCUAAUAAACAAUGUUGGGACGAACAUAGUGAAACCUAGUUUGGAGUAUACUGCAGAAGAGUAUUCCCUGAUCAUGGCUACCAAUUUGGAAUCUUGUUACCAUAUCUCUCAACUUUCACAUCCUCUUUUAAAAGCUUCUGGAUUUGGAAGCAUCGUGUUCAUUUCCUCUGUUGCAGGUUCUGUUCAUGUUAAUUACACAUCUAUCUACGGACCCACUAAAGCUGCUAUGAAUCAACUUGCAAAGAAUUUAGCUUGUGAAUGGGCGAAAGAUAACAUUCGGAGUAAUAGUGUAGCUCCAGGGUGCACUAGGACCCCACUUGUGGAACGUUUGUUUAAUAAUCAUGAGGAGUUUAUAAAUACAUUGGUAUCAAGAACACCUUUGAAACGCAUUGCUGAAACGAAUGAAGUGUCAUCAAUGGUGGCGUUCCUUUGUAUGCCUGCUGCUUCUUACAUCACUGGCCAAACAAUUCUUGUUGAUGGAGGAUUUUCUGUUAAUGGUUUCUCGUGACUUUGAAAAUUAAUAGAAAAUAUUGGCAUGUAAAAUUACUUGUUUAUAAAACGAGAAAUGAGUAUGAAAAUAGAUGAUGUAGAAAUCGUCAUGAUGCUUGUUAAAUAAAUGAUUGGUGAAGGA
Lactuca virosa is the source of this 1095-nucleotide messenger RNA. The record is from the annotation of a GenBank genome assembly. NCBI's taxonomy places the organism in Eukaryota, Viridiplantae, Streptophyta, Magnoliopsida, Asterales, Asteraceae.